Messenger RNA from Durusdinium trenchii, 888 nucleotides. Lineage: Eukaryota; Dinophyceae; Suessiales; Symbiodiniaceae. The record is from the annotation of a GenBank genome assembly.
AUGCGCGUGAAAUUCCAGGCACCGUGGAACAAGGACCGCCGACGACAUGAAGGUCGAAACAUUGAGAUUCUGAAGCUUUGCGAUGAAGUUCCGGCACUUCCUGAGGGGCCACCGGUGCCUGCUCUCGGGGAACCUGAACAAUACGAGCCUCAUCCAGGCCUUAAGUACUUCUGCAAGAUGUGGAAGUUGAACAGUGCAAUGGAGUUCUGGCUUCAGAAGCUUCAUCCUGAUGUUCAAGAGGCACUCAUCGACGAAUACGAUGAUUCAACAGUUCCAGCUGUAUUGCCAGCAGAUGAGGAGGUCCGGUUAUAUCCAUCCUCUUCAGUGGCAGUUGGCGGCAUCCACCGCAACAUAACGAAGGAGGUCCUGCGCAGACUCUUCAGCCGCUUUGGGAGAGUGAGGAGCCUUCAGUUUGUUGGAACAACAGCUGUGGUCGAGAUGAGUAGUGAGGAGGAAGCUGCUAUAGCUGUCCAAGACAUUCUGCUCUCACUCGAUUGGCCAGGUGCACUUGUCGUGUACUUCUUCCAUCAGAUACCGCCAGUGUCCAUCCACGAAAUACCAGAGGGUCAGCGCAUCUUCGGCACCGUUAAGCAAUGGAACUCGAAGAGUCGGACCGGCUGGAUUACUGUGAAUGGAACAGGCCCUGACGUAACAGUGACCAGCAACUGUUUGGAAGAUGUGGUCACCUUGAUCCCAGGCGCGCCAGUUCUCUUCAAGAUGGGAGCUGCGUACAGUGAUUCCUGGAACAAGCACACAGUCCAGUGUUGCAUGGGCGACCGAGAAGCUAUUCGUGAGCACUUGAGCGCCAACUUCGGCACAGACUGCGCUGUGCGCCACUGGGCGCGGUCGCUUCAGCAUAAGCUCCAGAAAGGCUCAGCAGACAUUUGA